Molecule: messenger RNA, 1892 nt
Organism: Hevea brasiliensis (rubber tree)
Lineage: Eukaryota; Viridiplantae; Streptophyta; Magnoliopsida; Malpighiales; Euphorbiaceae
Product: heptahelical transmembrane protein 4
Cellular component (GO): membrane
Molecular function (GO): signaling receptor activity
Source: RefSeq, a predicted model, not a curated record
CCCCACCAAACAUUAAAAUGAAAAGCAUGGUGCCUCAUGCCUCACGUUGAGCUCUAAAUUUCUCUCGCGUGCCCUUUUGUCGCGUUUGACCUCAGCGCUGUUUAGACCCGCCUCAGAAUUACGCAUAUGAAUCUUUCUCUGAAGAGUCCCCAUUUGGUUUUUCUCUCAAUGGGCGUUUCUUCAAUUUAUGGAAUUUUUUUUCUCUGUUUUUCUCUUCUAGGUGUCGCUUACCUUUCUUUUUCUUUCUUUCUUUUCGACCCAUUAUUAUAAAUCAUGAUAUCAGAAGGUGUGGAAAACUGAGCGGCAAAGAUUGAUUGAAAUUUGUUGGUUAUCUAAAAUUGUUAAAAAAAAAAAUUAUAAAUUCUUAAGGAAUUGAAUAUGUCAAACAAGUUUAAAACGGUAGUAUCAUGUCAAGCGCAGCACUCAUUAUUAUUAUUAUUAGUUGAAUUCUAGGAUUCUUUGAUGGUUCUACAAUUUGGAUUCUCAUUUCUUUGCUUAUUAAUUUUUUGCUGCUAUAGAGUUAUAUUCUAUUUAUUACUAAUUGCUGUAUUGCUUGUAUUAAUAUUUUUUCUAGAUAAUGGAUGGUGGAAAGCAGAGCAGUGAGGUGUCAAUUGUUAUAUCUGAAACAAUGGAGAUGAGCUCGAGGGAAGGGAAAAGGAAGAGAUUGUGGAAGAAAGUGAAGUACCAGCUAGUAGGGUAUCAUUCUUUGCCCAGUUAUUUAAGGGACAAUGAGUACAUAGUGGGCCAUUACUGAUCUGAGUGGCCGUUGAAGCAGGUCCUGCUAAGCAUCUUCAGUAUUCACAAUGAAACAUUAAAUGUUUGGACACAUGUAAUUGGGUUCUUCCUUUUCCUUUCCCUGACCAUAUACACUGCCGUGAAGGUUCCAAAGGAGGUCGAUCUUCACUCUCUACAACUUCCAGAAGUGUUGAAAGCUGAUUUACACAAAUUGUAUGAAUGUCUCCCUUCUUUACCCACCCUGCCUAAUAUUCACAGACUUAGGGAGGAAAUAAGGACUAUGUUGCCCUCAAUGGAUAUGCUUCCGUCUGUUUCAGGAUGGCACAUUAUGGAACUUCUAUACAGUUGUUUGCCUGAACGAUUCUCCAGUGGCAACCACACGGAUAUCUAUGUUCUGGGCAAUAUGAAGGAGGAUGUGGCAAACGUGAUAGCACCCCUGAUGGUGAGGCCAAUCACAUGGUGACCCCUUUUUGCUUUCCUCAGCGGGGCCAUGCUUUGCUUGCUAGCUAGCAACACAUGCCGCUACCUCUCCUGCCACUCUGAAUGCAUGUCGUACAUUAUGCUUAGGCUGGACUAUACUAGAAUUGCAGCUCGCAUCUUUUACCCUCCUGUUUAUUACUCCUUCAUGUGCAACCCUUUCUUUUGCAACUAAUUGUGAUUCAUAACCAUUAUGGGAAUUGCCACAAUUUUGGUUUCUCUCCUGCCAAUGUUUCAAACACCAGAACUCCGAAUCAUUCGAGCAGCUCUCUUCCCUGGAAUGGGCAUGUCCGGAAUAGCACCAAUCCUGCACAAGCUUAUCUUGUUCUGGCACCAGCCUGGGGCACUCCACACAACAGGAUCUGAAGUUCUGAUGGGAAUUUUGUAUAGAAUUGGAGCAUUGGUUUAUGCUACAAGGAUUCCAGAACGAUGGAUGCCUGGAAAAUUUGACAUUGCAGGGCACAGCCACCAACUUUCCCAUAUAUUUGUAGUGGCUGGGGUUUACACUCGUUAUCAUGCGGGGCUAGUUUACCUCAAGCUGGAAGGAUGCUAGAGAAAACAUAUCCUGAAUCUUAAAAUAACUUGGCAGAUGAAAACCUAGGCAAUCGCACUGUAUAAAUAAUUAGGUCAAGUGAGUCAUGAUAUAUGAUUGCAGUGGGAAAUCAGAAUGCUAUUUCCUC